AUGCCGGUAGGACGCGCCGACGCGGCUCGGUCUAGAGAGUUGGGCGGGCACUCCGCCGCCGGUGGCGAGCAGCAGCCGCAUUCGAUUGCCACCACCGCACGCGCCGCGUGGACAGUGCACGAAUUCGUGGGGAACUCGGCGAUAUUAAGCGUAGUGCGCCAUCGUGCAGCGGUGAUGGGGAAUUACAUUAAGACCUCUAACCUUCGACCAGUGUCUGCCGCCACCCCGAAACGAGAGCGUGACGGGGCCGAACCAGCUGCCCAGUCCUUGGCACGUCGGGGUCGCGAGUGGAGUCUCGGCCCCACCGUCACUUACUGUGCAUCCAAAGAGCAUCGUGGCCGUGUCCUCGCGCAGAUGGAGUUGGCGGCGCGCUCGGUCCGCAACAUGCAUACUUCCCGCCCAGUAAGCGAGCCUGUGGCGCUGCCUCCGUUCGAACUGCUCUCGGCCAGUCGUCCUGUACCGGUGCUGCCCGCUGAGCUAAGGGGGGCGAUCACUUCCUACUACCUAUCUCGUCUGCGUCAGCUCUCUGUCGCGCAUCAGGAGCGCAUUGUGCGCGCCAUUGCCCUCAAGAAGGACUGCAAAACAGUUAUAACGUGCCUCAAGCAGCAGGACUGUGCCUUUGCGCAGGCCGCGCAGCCGGGAGCGCCUUUAUCGUCAUCGAUUAUGGGGCGCUUGGCGAAGGGAAGACCUCAGAUAGGGACAGCACACCCUGUGCCCAAGAAUGCGCCGCGCUCUACCUUGAACGAGAAGAGCCAUCGCCGUGUGAUGCGGGAGUACCACGCGUCUUCCUGGAAACGACGGGGUGCGAGGGCUGGGGAGAGUCAAGCGAUGGAUCGCUUCUGCCAGCGCUUUGCGGGGGAGGCCUGCGCUGCCUUCCUUGACAAUGCCAUGGGCGUGUGCAUGGGUCGUCGCACUCGCUUCUAUCUGGAGCAGCCACCCAUUGCAAGGCAGGUCGGCAUCGUGCUACCGGAGGAGCAGCUCACACCGCUGUACAUCAUGGCGGUGGGCGAUUUGCUCUACAACAUGACAGGGUGGACGCAGCGCGAGGCACGGAAGUUCUCGCGUGCGGUGGUGGCGAUCUUGCGUCGCGGGAUCCUGACGGUGGUAUCGCCGCCUGGAUCGGAAAAGGCGGCGGCGGCACAGGAGCGCCCGCACACGACGCUUGCUGGCAUACCUUCUGCUCUGCAGCCCUCCCCCCUCUCUUGGCACCGAUAG
Messenger RNA from Leishmania mexicana MHOM/GT/2001/U1103, 1215 nucleotides. RefSeq lists its product as hypothetical. The record is from RefSeq and is a predicted model, not a curated record. The coding region runs from base 1 to 1215 and encodes 404 amino acids. NCBI's taxonomy places the organism in Eukaryota, Euglenozoa, Kinetoplastea, Trypanosomatida, Trypanosomatidae. The transcript has a single exon.